Arabis nemorensis is the source of this 789-nucleotide messenger RNA. Lineage: Eukaryota; Viridiplantae; Streptophyta; Magnoliopsida; Brassicales; Brassicaceae. The record is from the annotation of a GenBank genome assembly.
AUGGAGGGACGUGUACAAGUCCAACUUGAUGCGUCCAAACCAUUGAGUAUGAAAAAGUCAGUGCAACUAAAACCUGGAGAGCAGAAUCCAGUGGAGUUCGACUACGAAAGACUGUUCUCCGACUUGAGGAAGAUGAAAAAAGGAGGAACCAGGAGAUUGCCUGGGAUUAGUGAGGGGGUGAAACAACAAAAAGACCGUCAGUAUCAGAUUAAGAGGCCUCAAAGCCAAUCUCCAUUAAGACCAAUGCAAAUAAGUCCUCCCCUGAAGUAUCGUGGAGUGAACGCAAGUCGUAAACUUCAUAGGAUCGAACAACAAGAUGGUGAGGAACAAGAAGGCUCUACUAGCACAAGGUCAAAUGCUAAGAGCCCAGCUAUAGAGAGAAUUUCUCUUCCACAUAAUCCGAAGACUAGCCGUAACAGAAAUUUUAUCCUCAAUAGGACCAACCUACCCCUUCUUCUGAAAGAACAUCAACGGCAAGAACAAGAGCAUACAAGAGCUUCUCAAGAUUCAGAGGCAACAAUCCCAGAUUUGUCGGACCUGCACAAACUCCCAAAUCAAAAGCUACCACUAGGAGUGAGGUUAGGAGGAAGACAAGAGGAACCAAGAAUAGCUACAACAAAUCCAAAGGGCAUGAGGAAAGGUCAAUCUAAAAUCCCAAGCAGGAAAUGGGGUGCGAGUAGUCCCUUACCUAGAGCAAAUUCAAAGAAGCGUAAUACAACAAGAGCUCAUACUUCUGUUCGAAAGAAAAGCAAUGUAGACAAUGGCAGUAAAUCCUUCACCAAUCUCUAG